AUGAGAUGGCAAUAUUGUUCGCAAAUUUUAAAUACAUUUUUAGCUAUAAUUAUUCUUUGUUCCCUUAUUCAAGUUGAUGGUAAAAUUCGUCGUCGACGUCAAUAUACUUAUAAUAACUAUGGUAGCUACGCACUUAAUCCUGCAGUAGCAUCCUAUUAUGACACUAAUACUGCUGAUAUCUAUACAAAUAAUGCUCAGCAAAACAAUCGUUUCAUUGUUGGUGGAGUAGCUUAUCAAUAUCCAACACCUGUCAAUGUCAUGAGUGGUGGAUCAUACAAUCCACAACAAUAUAAUGCUUAUCCGAGCGGAGCUGGUAGUUAUUAUUAUGCUAAUUUGAACAACAUGCGAUUACCAUCACCAGAUGGAUGGUACUCGGCAUAUUAUUUUCAAGGAUAUCCAUUUCUACCAAUCUAUAAUAGUGCUCAGCGUCAUGCAAAUAUGUCAAUUAUUAUUAAACUAUUUUUUAUGAUUUUCACUUGCCUGAUUUGUAUCAAUGUUUUGUAAAUAAAUAGUUUAUAUAAAACAUGUAUGCUUAAGCAUAAAAUGUACUAAUUACAUAAAAAUAAACUCAAAAAUAUUCUUGUGUAGUAUGUAAUCAAUCUCAUUUGAUGUCACGCUAUUUUAACAAAAAUUCAUAAAUAUAGUAAAGUUCAAUAUAAUUUAGGAUAUUUGUUAGUUUCUCGUAAUCGAUGUGUUGAAGAAAUCAUUUUUAUUCUCGUUUGUUUAUAGUGCUCUAUAUGUUGUAGUAACAGCCAUCAAAUGAUUUCUUAUGUUGCCUUUUCUUUUCUUUAAUGUCAAUAAUGAAAUAAAAAAGACAGAUUUCGAUUUGAAACUCUUGAAUAAAGUACAGAAUUCUGUUUAAAUAUAAUUUUUAUUGAAGUCUUCAAUAACCAUGGAAGAAAAUCAAACAGAAGAGAAUUUCAGUGUGCAGAAACAACAAAAUAAUCACAUUGAUCCUUCUAUUGUCACUAAUAAUUCAACUGAAACAUCACAAGCUAACGAGAAACGAAAAGAAACAACAUCACAACCUCACAAUGAACCACAAACAAACACAAUUGGUCAAAGCAACAAAAGAAGAAACACAGAGCAUUCCACACAAACGUGUUGCUGUUGUUGUGUUGGGUGUUAUUACUGUGAUUUUUGUUGCCCCUGCGAUUCAUGUAGCUGGUGCGAUUGUUUAAUUCUUUCAUGCGAUUCAUGUUCAUGUCUAAUUUGUAAUGAUUGUUCAUGUCCUGAUUGUAGUUGCUGUUCGGAUUUAAACUGUUGCUGCGAUAUUUUUGACAUAUGUGGAAACUUUUGUGAGCUUUUAUCGUGUCUAUGUGGAAUAUGUACCAACUAACUAACGAAUCGAGACUUUUUUUUCUAAAAAACAAGGUUUGGAAAAAGUAAGACUUUUAUAUGAUUAUGUCACCAAUGAAUUUUAUAUAGUUUCUUCUGUCUAAUAAAAAUUUGACGAGGAAAAAAGCUGAUGAUUUUAAUAUAAAAGAUAAAUGUCAAAGUCGAGCUGCUUUAGAAAUCAAACUGAUAGUUUGAAAAAUUUUCAAUCCAUGAAGCAGUGACAUAUAUAAGAUAGACGAGAUGCAUAUUAAAUUUCAACAUAUGAUCUACGUGAGAAAAGAACAAUGUUAGUUUUCAUUAAACUGAUUUCCGAAGUUAAAUUAAAACUAGAAGAUUGUUAUUUUAAUGACCUACAGUCAGAAUCGAUUAAACAGAUUCUUUUUGUGUACUCAAAAAGUGAGUACACUCUAGAAUCGGUCAGUGUGUCCGUCCGUCCGGCCGUUAACACGAUAACUUUUGAAAGGAGAGUCCAAUCGCGAUGAAAUUUUCUACACAG
This is a messenger RNA of Rotaria sp. Silwood2, 1834 nucleotides long. NCBI's taxonomy places the organism in Eukaryota, Metazoa, Rotifera, Eurotatoria, Philodinida, Philodinidae. The record is from the annotation of a GenBank genome assembly.